Cercospora beticola is the source of this 1113-nucleotide messenger RNA. RefSeq lists its product as uncharacterized. Gene Ontology annotation, molecular function: 2-oxoglutarate-dependent dioxygenase activity. The record is from RefSeq and is a predicted model, not a curated record. NCBI's taxonomy places the organism in Eukaryota, Fungi, Ascomycota, Dothideomycetes, Mycosphaerellales, Mycosphaerellaceae.
AUGGCUACUGCAACACAAACCGUUCAGGAUGUGCCUCGAAGGGUGCUGCCGAGAUAUGAGCAAGCAAAGGAGUCGAAGUUCGACCUCGACUGGGCUGAUUUGAUCACGCUCGAUUUGUCCCAGUUCGACCAGCCAGGAGGGAAACAGAAGCUUGCGAACCAGCUUCGAGAUGCUGUCCACAAAGUCGGCUUCUUCUACAUCACAAACUUUGGCCUGAGUCAAGAAGAAGUCGAUCGCCAAUUCGCCAUUGGCAAAGAGAUCUUUGCGCUGCCAGAAGAAGAGAAGCUCAGGCAUCGGGCGCGACUUGAAGAAGGCCAUUACUCCGGGUACCGUCCGAAAGGCACCAUUGAGCUGUUUCCAGGACUUCGCGACAAUGUGGAGAUGUACAACAUCUUCAAACACCUCCCAGAGCUUGAACGCAGUCAUCCAGAAGUCAUUCACGAGAACCGAGCCGAGAUUGAGAAGUUCCAGCGCCAUAUUGCGGAAGAUGUGAUUCAGAAAUUACUUGUGCUGAUAUCGAUUGUCUUGGAGCUUCCUGAGGACUAUCUGUCGAAUGGCCAUCGGUAUAAUGACCUCUCGGAUUGUCAUUUGAGGUACAUGAUCUACCGAGCAAGAACGCCGGAAGAGAAUGCCAAGUAUCAAAACAUAUAUUCGAGAGGACAUACCGAUUUUGGAUCUCUGACGUUACUCUUUCGGCAGCCGGUUGCGGCGCUGCAAGUGCUGAUGCCUGAUGGGUCGUGGAAAUGGGUGAAGCCCUAUCCUGGAAGUAUCACAGUCAACAUCGCCGAUGUGCUGCAGUUCUGGACGAAUGCGUACUUGAAGUCGUCCAUUCAUCGGGUGCAUGCUUCACCGGAGGAUCAAGCUCAUCUGGAUCGGCUUGGCCUGCUUUACUUCCUGAGACCUGCGCACGAUCUUGAUUUGAAGACAGUUGACAGCCCAUUGCUGCGACGUCUGGGUCUCAAAGAUGAUUCGGACGGCCAAGCGGCAGAUAUCAAAGCUAGAGAUUGGGUUCGGACUAGAGUUAGGCAGAAUCAGGACAAGCCAAAGCAGGGCGAGUCAAAAGAGAAGGAGAAGGAGGUCAUUGGCGGCGUGAAGGUCAAGUACUAUGAUUGA